Messenger RNA from Mandrillus leucophaeus (drill), 770 nucleotides. It is a transcript of the gene RNASET2, whose product is annotated as ribonuclease T2. NCBI's taxonomy places the organism in Eukaryota, Metazoa, Chordata, Mammalia, Primates, Cercopithecidae. The record is from RefSeq and is a predicted model, not a curated record. The transcript is spliced from 8 exons. Gene Ontology annotation, biological process: RNA catabolic process. Gene Ontology annotation, cellular component: extracellular region. The coding region runs from base 30 to 686 and encodes 218 amino acids. Gene Ontology annotation, molecular function: RNA binding; ribonuclease T2 activity.
GUGACAACCAUGAGUGGAAAAAGCUAAUUAUGGUUCAGCACUGGCCUGAGACAGUAUGCGAGAAAAUUCAUAACGACUGUAGAGACCCUCCGGAUUACUGGACAAUACAUGGACUAUGGCCUGAUAAAAGUGAAGGAUGUAAUAGAUCGUGGCCGUUCAAUUUAGAAGAGAUUAAGGAUCUUUUGCCAGAAAUGAAGGCAUACUGGCCUGAUGUGAUUCACUCGUUUCCCAAUCGCAGCCGCUUCUGGAAGCAUGAGUGGGAAAAGCAUGGGACCUGUGCCGCCCAGGUGGACGCGCUCAACUCCCAGAAGAAGUACUUUGGCAGAAGCCUGGAACUCUACAGGGAGCUGGACCUCAACAGUGUGCUCCUAAAAUUGGGGAUAAAACCAUCCAUCAAUUACUACCAAGUUGCAGAUUUUAAAGAUGCCCUCGCCAGAGUAUAUGGAGUGAUACCCAAAAUCCAGUGCCUUCCGCCAAGCCAGGAUGAAGAAGUACAGACAGUUGGUCAGAUAGAACUGUGCCUCACUAAGCAAGACCAGCAGCUGCAAAACUGCACUGAGCCGGGGGAGCAGCCGUCCCCCAAGCAGGAAGGCUGGCUGGCAGAUGGGGACACUGAGAGCCGCGGUCUGAGGGUCUGUGAAGAUGGCCCAGUCUUCUAUCCCCCACCUAAAAAGAUCAAGCACUGAUGCCCAAGUUUUGGAAAUAUUCUGUUUUAAAAAGCAAGAGAAAUUCACAAACUGCAGCUUUCUAAAAAACAACUCCAAAGUGAA